This is a messenger RNA of Paramecium tetraurelia, 908 nucleotides long. RefSeq lists its product as uncharacterized. The record is from RefSeq and is a predicted model, not a curated record. Gene Ontology annotation, biological process: regulation of transcription by RNA polymerase II; regulation of cell cycle. Gene Ontology annotation, molecular function: RNA polymerase II transcription regulatory region sequence-specific DNA binding; DNA-binding transcription factor activity, RNA polymerase II-specific. The transcript has 4 exons. Gene Ontology annotation, cellular component: nucleus; transcription regulator complex. NCBI's taxonomy places the organism in Eukaryota, Ciliophora, Oligohymenophorea, Peniculida, Parameciidae.
AUGGACUUUACAGGGUAAUUCAGACUUGAUGAGGAUUCUUUGAAUUUCAAUGUAUUUCAGACACCUGUAAAGGGCACUAUUAAAGGUAUAAAAUCUUAACACUUAUCUCAUGAAUUGAAUCAAUUAAUCCAUAUAUAAACGCGCACUAUUUUUGGCGCUUAUACUAUAAUUUGGUGGCAAAUUUAUAUAUUUUAGAUUUUGAAGACCCCUGCGAUUCUCAAGCUAAUACUAAUAAGAAAUUGUUUUAAAUGUUAAUUUAAUUCUCCAAAAUCAUUGAAAAAAUGGAGUCUGAAAUACAUAAGCAAGAGAGUGGAAAAGGAACUCCAAAAUCAUACUGUCGGAUACUCAGAAAUAUGCUAAAAGCUAACGGAUGAAAUGACAAAGGAAAUGGAAGGCCAUUAAGAUUAUGGAUUAAAAGAUGUCAAAAAUUUAAGGAGGAGAGUUUAUGAUGCUUUAAAUGUCAUGAUUUCCGUUGGAAUAGUAGUUAAGGAGAAGAAGUUGAUGAGAAAGAAUACAAAAAACUAAGUCAACAUAACAAAGUAGAAUUUGAUAAUUCGAAAAUAAAAAUUAAAGGAAUUAUUAUUAUAAAAGAAAGAAUAGUUAACAAACUCUAUAAAAAAGCAGGAGGCACUUCAAAACUUGAUUAGGUUUAAUAAAGAAAGAUAAAUCAAUGAAUAAGAAAAAAUUAAGUUUCCCUUUCUUUUGGUUAAGACUCAAUUGACAAAUUCAGAAGAAGAGGAAUUAAUCUUGGAAUCCCAUAAAUCUAUGGAUUACUUGAAAGUGUUGAGUAAGAAUAAAUUAUAGAUUUUUGGAAUCCUGGGUAUUGCCUAAUAAUUGUUUCAAAAUUAAUAAACUAAAAAUUGAAUAUUUUUAUUUUCUUUGAUUAUUUUAAUAAUAAAUAUGCUUAA